UUUCCUCUCAAUAUUUUCCUUCUUCCUCUUCCAAGUUCCAUAAUCUUUAUGUAAAUGCAUCUGAAGAAAUCAUCUGUAACAGAACGACGAUUAACCGGGAAAGAAGCCACCGGUUAUUUCUCCUCCGAUUCCGAUCCGAACUCUAUACCUAAUCCGAUUCACCAUCAUCAUUUUCCUCUCCAACUUCAGAGCCCAGAUAAUCCCCAAUGUCGAACCGCCAUUGAUGCAGGCGCUGGCUUCACUGUUUAUAACCAUCCGCAUCGUCAGGAUCAUCUCACAGUUGAUAUCCCCGAUUCGUCGUCUCAAAUCCCAAUCUCGACUCCGCACAAAAGGUCCGUGGUGAAUCAACCGUCUCAUACGUUUAAUCGCGCCGCCGGCGUUGACCAUUUCCGACGAGGAGGCGCCAGAGCACGUUUGGGCUCGAUUCCUUCCUUUUUCCCGUGGAAUCUUUUGUCUUUUCUUUCUUCGUAUCGGCUUACGCUACCGUUCGUGACUGAUCGGUUCGUGAGGAAGCUCCUCCGCCAUAUCCUUCGAGCCCGUUUGAUUUGUUUCCAUCUUCGUUUCUUGCUGCUUCUCGCCGUCCCUCCUUUAUACAUCUUCUUCCUUGUAAUCAACUUUCGAAUCUUUCUUCUUUCACUCUUCGCGAUUAUCGCUCUCUCCUUCAUCCUCUCGCUCUCUCUCAGAUUCGCUCUUCCUCACUUACCCUCAAUCCGCCUGUUUCUCGCUCGCUUGCUGACCCUUAUCCCUACCAGAUCCUCUUCCUCUCAAGCAAGCUCAAAGCAAGUUGUUUGGUCCAUCGGCUCGAAGCCAGUUGCGGAGAAUAAGACCAGCUCAGGCUCUUGGGUUCAGAAGUUUGGCACCAGUGAUGUGUAUGAGGGAGAGUUUCAUAGAGGGAAGUGUUCAGGCAGUGGAGUUUAUUACUAUUCCUUGAAAGGCAGAUACGAAGGAGAGUGGAUUGAUGGGAAGUAUGAUGGUUAUGGAGUAGAGACAUGGGCUAAAGGAAGUAGGUACCGAGGUCAAUACAGGCUAGGGCUAAGACAUGGAAUCGGAGUCUAUAGGUUUUAUACAGGAGAUGAAUAUGCUGGUGAGUGGUCCAAUGGGCAGUGCCAUGGGUGUGGUGUAUAUACCUCUGAGGAUGGAAGUAGAUAUGUUGGAGAGUUCAAACGGGGUGCCAAACAUGGCCUUGGUCGUUAUUAUUUCAGAAAUGGUGAUGCAUAUGGUGGGGAGUAUUAUGCAGACAAGAUGCACGGUUUCGGAGUGUAUCAAUUUGAAAACGGGCAUAAGUAUGAAGGAGCUUGGCACGAGGGAAGAAGACAAGGGCUCGGUAUGUACACUUUCAGGAAUGGUGAGACACAGGCUGGUCACUGGGAAGACGGUGUUCUCAGUUGUGCUAGCGAGCAGACCAUCCGUCCUGGAUCAUCUUUUACAAUCAGCCAUUCCAGAGUUAUCGAUGCUGUUGAUCAAGCAAGGAAAGCAGCAGAGAAAGCACGCGAAGUUGUGAAAGUGGAAGAGAGAAUCAACAGAGUGGUGAUGGCUGCAAACAGAGCUGCGAAUGCCGCCAGAGUCGCAGCUGUGAAGGCUGUACAAUCAAAAACAAACCUUUCACAUGAGUAGUAGCGAUCCUGGAAACAAAUGUUAGGAUCUCAUAGGUCAUCAAAAGAUCUUUCUAUCGAUCGAGAUGGUUAAGUCUUCCUCUCUUUUUUUCUAUUAAGCUAGUUUUAAACUGUAGAUAUUAGUUCUUUUAGAGAUAACAAAACAAAAGAUAUCUUUGUAAAUCAACAAAACUGUUGGGUCUGCUUCAUGAAAUGAAACUGGC
This is a messenger RNA of Eutrema salsugineum, 1816 nucleotides long. RefSeq lists its product as uncharacterized. The record is from RefSeq and is a predicted model, not a curated record. NCBI's taxonomy places the organism in Eukaryota, Viridiplantae, Streptophyta, Magnoliopsida, Brassicales, Brassicaceae. The coding region runs from base 55 to 1614 and encodes 519 amino acids. The transcript is spliced from 3 exons.